GAAACUUGCAACCCUAAUGGAACCUGAGGGAGAUGAAUCCUCUCAUCCAACACCCAAAAGGUUCAAACCCACAAAUAAUACUCAAUUUCCAUCCACUUCAAGCAAUAAAGAUUCAAUCUUGACAAACCCCAUCUUGCCACAAGAACUCAUCACAGCAAUUCUUGUAAGGCUUCCAGUUAAAUACCUCCUACAGUACAAGUGUGUUUCAAAAGAUUGGUUUAGUUUAAUCUCUAGUCCUUAUUUUGUCAAGACCCAUCUUAGUUUUUCUGUUAAGAAUUGCACCCACCAUAGAUUACUGUUGAAAUUUAAACACAAUCUAAAACAUUGUUCUGUUAGCUCUUUAUUUUAUGAGUCUGAUAUUAAGGCAUUGGACUUGGAUUAUCCCAUAGAAACCUCCUGUAAUUUUGUUCGUAUUGUGGGUUCUGUUAAUGGAUUGAUUUGUUUGCGUGUUGAGUUCAAUGGCUUGGUUCUGUGGAAUCCGUCAACUAGAAAGUUCAAGAAAGUAGCUAACCUUAUGUCUAUACGGACGUAUAAAUACCCGGUCAAGGUCAAGUAUGGUUUUGGGUAUGAUGAGGUUCACGAUGAUUAUAAGGUAGUGAGUAUUUUCUUUGACAGUAAUAAUCGCUACGUCGAUGCCAAAAUAUAUAGUUUAAUGAGUGAUUCUUGGAGAACACUUGAUGAUUUCCAAGGCAGGGUGUUCCCCCGUCAUUCGAGCAAGUUGGUGAAUGGGAAGCUUCACUUGGUUACUGAUGAUGAUGGUUGGGGCAUCAUGUCCGUUGAUUUGGUUGAUGAGAAAUGUAGGAAGAUGGAGCAACCUUUCUAUAGAAAAGAAAAUUUAUGUUUGAAUCUUGGAGUGUUGGGAAGUGAUUUAUCUGUAAUCUGUAAUUAUUGGAGAAAUUUUCUGAUAAAUCAAGCUGAGGUGUGGAUUAUGAAGGAGUAUGGGGUUAAGGAGUCUUGGAUGAAGCUUUACACCAUUAAAAAUCCUAUCGAUAUGCUUUUUCCAACCCUUUGCAUGUCAAAUGAAGGUGAAUUAUUGGGUGUUUUUGGAUCGACUUUAAUGAUAUACAAUUCAAAGGAUGACUUAAGAAGAUAUCCAGAGGUUACUAAUAUUGAUAGAAGUCUUGAGGCGGAACACUAUGUAGAAAGCCUAGUUUCUCCAAUUUUACAAAACGAACAAUGACACAACUUUGAAGGCUGCAAAAACUCAGGCAAAUGACAGUUUGUAGCUAACGACUUGUUUUAUCAUGCCUCUACUUCGUGGUCCUAAAGCUCGAUCACCUGUUUGGAAUCACUAUGAAAAGCUUGAAGAAAAUGAUGAUGGAUGGUGCCAUUCGCUGCAUACUUGGACGGUCUCCUUAAAGUUUCAUGUUAAGCGUUGUUUGGAUCUCAUGGAGCAGGAACAUAUAACUAUUAGGAUUGAGUAGCUAUUGUUUUGUUGACUUGAAUAUGAACUAUUAGUACUAUGUUAGGACUUACUAUUCAAAUGUGUGACUGUUGUUUUGGUUUUCUGAAACUCUGGUGGUGCUAGACAAUUUAUUGCUAGUGAACUGGCUGACUAAUGCUUAAUAUUCAAAUUGUGACUGUUACCAUGCUACUA
This is a messenger RNA of Lycium ferocissimum, 1597 nucleotides long. RefSeq names its product F-box/kelch-repeat protein At3g23880-like. The transcript has 2 exons. Bases 17 to 1180 code for a protein of 387 amino acids. Lineage: Eukaryota; Viridiplantae; Streptophyta; Magnoliopsida; Solanales; Solanaceae. The record is from RefSeq and is a predicted model, not a curated record. Gene Ontology annotation, molecular function: protein binding.